UGCAACUAACAACACAAAUUGGAUCCAACAAAACAACUGCCGAUAUCAUAUGACCGUCUCAAGCGCUGCACCAAGCCGUUGCACUACCGCGCAUGAACUUGCACGACUUAGUGCGGCUGCAUUUUGGAGAUUUUCGUACUUGGUAGACAAACACCAACGCAGAUAACGAUUCCGCGUGGAAUACCAGAUGACGAACAUCCUGCACUUUGUCACGUCAGUCUUGUGCAGUCUCGUUUAAUCCAACAUCUGAUUAGCUGAUGCCCAUCAUGACUGAUAAUCUGAUAGUACAAACUCACCUGACAACGGACCAACAGAGAUACCUGCACGGAUGGACUCGGCGGGAGCCACGACAGCUUGAGUCUGAAUACAGCAGGCUCGCACUAGCUAAAGGUAAUCCUUCGAGUUAAGUCUGGUGAAAAACGCAGUGACGGCGUCGACUCCUGAGGCACGGCCAAGGCAGCGAUCAUGGUAUGAUCAUAGCGAGAGUUGGACGACACUCCAACAUGCGAGGUGGGUUGGGCUGAACCAAGGCCAUCGGACCAGAUGGAGAGCCAUGGUUCGCCCAGACCCAAUCGAGGCAAUCCAAUUUCUUGAGCCACCAAACGAUCGUCGAUGCCCUCACUCGCAAGCACUACUUUCAACCCAUCAGUCAUACACAAACGCAGCAUAGGACAUAAUAACGAGGCUUCUUACCUUAACAGACACCAUCCCGACGUUGACUCAUUGAUGAUUGACAACAAUCGGGCCCGCCGUCAUCUGUCUCUCAGCUGCGUCCAUCUCAGUGACAUAUCUUGAGAGCGGGUGUCGAAGCAUUUAAAUAUGACCUUGACCCUUGCACAUUUUCCUUCCUCCAUAUCUUCGCAAGAUCUGCCAGUUUUAGAUCCCGCUUUCAGCUGCCAGGGGUUAAUGAAUGCUCACCUAAGCAUACCCACCAAAUCCCAGGAACUGCCAGCCAAGCAAUCUUCUGCAUAGCCGAUUGUGUGACCAUAUCGCCUUGUUGAUAGGCAAAUCAUGCCACAUACUUUGGUACCAUCUCAGGGUGUCUUCAUCGGACCGAAUCUUUGAAAGAUUUCUUCCCAAUUCAUCGGCAGUUGAUUUGAUUGCUGGUCAGAUCGGAUGAAAUAGAUGGAUGGAAGCAGUAACGUGGCACAAAGCCGUUGAGGUGCUUUUUUCGGUACGAAAUUCUUCCUUGUGAGAAAUGUAGGACCAACGGUCGUUCUGUCUCUCUUCCUUUCUGUGCCUCCUUUGUUACACAAAGACACGUUUUGCCACGAGAAGUUUACUAUGACUUCUUUGGAGCAGUUCGACUUAUCGAAGAAUGGCCCAGCCCAAGCAUCAGGAAGCAGAAAGAGAGUGUGGUAUCAUGUCUGGUGAUGAAAAAUCAAAAUGUUGCCAGAGUGAACAACCUCCAAGACCUAAGGGUGAUUAUUUCGACGAAGAGGACUACAAGUUUACAAGUAUUGGAGAAUCGAAUCAUGCUGUUAGGCCUGAGUAAUAAUGGUUACUUGUGUAUGCGUACAAGUUUCUCAUAUGACUUUUUAUCAGCAGGUCGCCCAUGCCUCGUCCGAUAUGAUGCCAACCCCCCUCAACUCCCGGACAACAUCGCACGUCCAGUUUCUAGAACUCUGACGUCUCCCCAAAGAACUCCUACGAGCCCCUGAUCGAGACAUAGACUUCCAAAACUGUUUCUGCAAUCAUUGCAUACGCCAUACAUCGAAGCACUCCAGUUUUAAGCACAAUAAAAUCGCCCCCAAUGUACGCCUCAUUCUAUAUACCACAGGAGAAGUAUUCAACUCAGAUGCGAGUUGCUGAAAAGAUGAUGUUCAUGGGUCUGCCUCAUUUCAAGGACACUCAGUCGAGAUGCAAGGAAUGCAACAGAAAGGUGGAUAGCCCAGUCCAGAUAUCGGUUGGCUAUCAACUUCGGAACAAUGCUCUUUUCAUGACUGUCAGGCCUGUGCCUCCCAAGUCAAAGUGCAAGGGUAUCAUCAAGGCACCUAUGGUAUCUGCCAACGCUACACUUGCUUGUUAUCAAGUUGUCUCUUGGGCAUGUGCUGGAUGGAUCAUGCGGCCCUUGGGGUAUUCAGGAUAUUUGCCGAAAAGAACUCCAGAAGUUCUCGCUCGAACCAAAUCCAAAUACAUGAAGACAGAUGCGUGA
This is a messenger RNA of Fusarium verticillioides 7600, 2155 nucleotides long. RefSeq lists its product as hypothetical. The coding region runs from base 1754 to 2155 and encodes 133 amino acids. The transcript is spliced from 4 exons. The record is from RefSeq and is a predicted model, not a curated record. Lineage: Eukaryota; Fungi; Ascomycota; Sordariomycetes; Hypocreales; Nectriaceae.